UUUUGUAACAGGAGACUAGUGAGGAUACUGACGAGAUGGAUCUUGAACAGUUCAAGGUAAGUCUUUCCUAAUUAUUGGUUUGAGUUUCCAAUAAGACGUGACUCCUGUCUAAUUACUUGCCUUUUCUCCCUCCCUUAUCCACCUUACUCGAUGCAUCCCAGAUCAAGCAUUUUUGUUACUGGUCUCCUCCAGAUCUAGUCCAUUUUGUUGGUUAAUUUGCAUCUAAACCAUUUUGCAGUGCCCUCUUUUCUAGAAAUCGAAUGCAUCUAAGUGUUCAUAGUCCUUAUAAGAUAGUUAAUUAUUUUUCUUUUUGUCAUCUGAGUGGAUCCAAAAUUGUAGAGUUGCUGGAAGACUCCAUGAUGAAUUAACCUUGCACACGAAAAAUGUGGUCAUGAUCAUCCUUCUAUGCUUAUAGCACCUCAAGAUCUUCAUGCACAUGUUCAGCUCUUAACAUACACCAGUACUUGUUUGUGGCAAGUGAAUCAUCUAAUUUGCAAAUUAUUGACAUAUUCUUGGUCAAAGAUGAAUUUAAGAAAUUAUAUUCUAAAUCAUAAUACAUAUAUUUGUCUCACUCUAUUGUGGUUAAAGUGUUGAUUUGCUUUUUGGUCGUUUGCGUUUAGUUAAUCUAAUGAAAGCCUUUUGUCUAAGAUGCUAAUGUUUUGUGUGAUCAUUGAACAAAUGCAGAUCUUUGUCAAUAUACUCCAUGGCAAGACUAUCACUCUCAAGGUGACAGGAUCAGAUACGAUCUAUGAUGUCAAGGCUAAGAUUCAGGCAAAGGAGGACAUCCCUGCAUGCCAUCAGAGACUCAAAUAUGAAAACGAGUUGCUGGUGGGCAGGUGCACCCUAGAGCAUUAUAACAUGGAGGAGUCGUCUACCCUCACCCUUGACCUCGUCACCCAUGGGAUGCAUAUCUUUGUCAGGACAUUGACAGGCAAAAUCAUGACAAUUGAGGUUGAGAGAAAAGAUAGCAUAUACAGUGUGAAUGCAAAGGUUUUCGACGAAACCGGCAUACCCCCAAGCAGAAAACGUCUCGUCUUUGCUGGGCAUGGGCUGGAGGAUGUCCGCACCUUGGUUGACUAUAACGUGCAAAAUGAAUCUACCCUUCAUGUUGAGUCGUGCCUCCGAAGAAGAUGCGGGAUGCGUAUCUCGGUAAAAACGGUAACUGGGAAGAGCGUCAUUGAACAUCUGUUUACGCACCGAAAACCCAUUGACAGCAUAAAAGGGCGGAUUUACUCUGAGUUGGGCAUUCUCCCGGACCACCAGCAGCUCUCUGACGAGCGCGGCCGCCCCCUGGUUGAAGAGUUAUGCCAUUCGCGCACCACCACCGUUCUUCUGCAGAUCUGUCCUCCUGGUGGUCAGUGA
Molecule: messenger RNA, 1362 nt
Organism: Aegilops tauschii subsp. strangulata
Lineage: Eukaryota; Viridiplantae; Streptophyta; Magnoliopsida; Poales; Poaceae
Product: polyubiquitin 11-like
Molecular function (GO): protein binding
Source: RefSeq, a predicted model, not a curated record